Ciona intestinalis (vase tunicate) is the source of this 2933-nucleotide messenger RNA. NCBI's taxonomy places the organism in Eukaryota, Metazoa, Chordata, Ascidiacea, Phlebobranchia, Cionidae. The record is from RefSeq and is a predicted model, not a curated record.
AAGUGAUGGAAUAUAAUAUCAAUACGUAGUAAAUGUUGAAGCAUUGUGUUUAAAGUGGUUAUUUGAUGCAUUCUUGUCAGUUUGUUUAUAACUUACACAUUGAGGCAUAAACAUGAUUCUUCUGACUUGGUUAUGUCUUGUUUUCUUUGGAUUUACAGAUUUACCUCAUACACUUCCACCACCAACAACUCCAAGUAUAACGAGUGAAACGGAAGUAAGCACUCGCCAAGAUCGUGAAAUUGUGGUUAUAGUAAGCGGGAAUAAAGAAAUUCAACUACCUCAAGAUAAAGUAGAACUUACAGCACAAGCGGUUGGAAACCCAGUAGUUGGCUUUGAAUAUAAAUGGAAAUUGAUUGAUAAUCCCAUUGAUUUUGAUGGGAUGCAGGCAGGCAAGCAAGACAGUACAUUGAAACUUAGUUCACUCACGGCGGGAAAAUAUAAGUUCAAGGUAAUAGCAACAGAUUUAAACAGAUAUGGUGAAGCAUUUGUGAAUGUGACUGUGUUAGAAGCACCUCGAAUAAACCAACCACCAUUAGCAGUCAUAACACCAUCUUCUGAUCAAAUCCUUACACUUCCUAAUGAUGCAACUGUUUUAGAUGGCUCAAAGUCAUCAGAUGAUGAUGGUAUCGUCUCAUAUCAUUGGAAACUUGUUGAAGGACCCUUGCAAAGUGAUGAAGGGGAAAAUACAUUACAAGAUGGCAGGAUUUUAAAGCUUGAACAUUUGAUAGCUGGUAGUUACACAUACAAACUAACCGUCACAGACACGGAUGGUCGCACAAAUUCAACCAUUGCUCAUAUCCUCGUUAACAAAAAAAUUGACAACAAACCAAUAGCAAAUGCAGGGAUACAACAAUUAAUUACAUUACCCCAAGACAGUGCUGUGUUGUGUGGUAAUGGAAGCAAGGAUGAUUGGGGGAUAGAAAGUUAUGAAUGGUCGUUGAGUCCUGAUAGUCCAAAGCAAGUUGUGGACUUGCAAGAUUCAAGAUCUGAAUGUCUUCUGCUAUCAAACCUUGAAGUUGGGGAAUAUAAGUUUCAACUUGUUGUCACUGACAGUGCUAAACAGUCUGACACUGCAACUGUAUCAGUUAUAGUUCAUCCUGAAUCAAAUCACCCACCGGUCGCAAAUGCUGGAACCGCACAGGAAAUUAUUUCCCCUCUUGCUCAAGAUGAAGAGUCAUCAGAAGCAACACUUAAUGGAACUAUGAGCAGUGAUGACAAGGGAAUUACUUCUUCAGAGUGGCUGCAAACUAGUGGUCCUGCAACAACCAUAGUUGAACCUGGGAAAUUAGUCACAAAAGUAUUUGGUUUAACAAAAGCUGGAACAUAUGAAUUCAAACUCACGGUGCAUGACAGUGGAGGCUUGGAGGAUUCAGACACUGUCAAUAUAGUUAUUACACCAGAGAAACCACCAAGGAUUAAUAUUGGAAAUGAUCUUCACCUUACGUUACCUGAUAAUGCAGUAACACUUGAUGGCAGUAGAGUGGUUGAUGAUUAUGGCAUUCAAAGUUUUCUUUGGGAACUUGACCCAUCAAGUCCUGCAGCAGGGCAUAUUCUGAACAAUACAGACCAAACAGCAGUUCUACAAAUGUCUGGUCUUGUGGAAGGAAAAUAUAAAUUUAAACUUACUGUUAAAAAUAAACGCGGACGAGAGGCAUCAAAAGAAGUAAAUGUCAUUGUUGCACAAAAUCCAUCACUUAAUUAUUUGGUUGAACUUCACAUUGCUCAGCCAGUGAAAACAUUUACAUUUGCUCAACUUCAAAAAGUUAUUGAGCAAGUUCAACUUUAUUUGGAAUUAUCUGGAAAACCAGAAGUGAUUGUUCAUUCUGUUUACCCAAUACAUUCCACAGGACAUAUUGUGGUGUUAUUUACUGCCAAGCGACCAGACCGGACAUUCUUGUCAGCCAUAAAUGUUGUAGAGACACUGAACUCCAAAUUUGGCUCCAGUAGUACAGUAUCUGAUGUUGAAGUAUUAUUGGUGGACACUUACAUUUGUGAAAACAAAUGUUCCAAUCACGGGAAAUGUCAUUCUGGUUCAAAGCAAUGUCAGUGUGAUGUAUUUUGGAUGCAAGAUUUUCUCCGGGUUUAUUUUGGUGAUGGAAAGCGGAAUUGUGAUUGGAGCAUUCUAUACGUGGUUAUUGUGAUCUUAAUCAUCAUUAUUGGAGUGUGUCUUCUUUUAUAUUUUAUUACAUGCUUCUUUAUAAGAAGGCGAAAACAAAAUCGGGUUUCAAAAAAGAAAAAUUACAUUUUACUAGAGAACGGAAAAUCUUCCUCAAAAAACAAUUCAAAUGGAUACAAACGUAAAAAUGGUUACAAGAAAACAGGAAGAAAUAAAACUACAAGCUUAAUGAGAAGUAUGACCUCAUCAUCCAAUGAGGACCAAACAGUUUUUGAAAAACGUAAAUUAAUCAACAAACCCAAGGGACGACGAUUAAAAAAUUCAAAUCAUAAAAUGAAUCAAGUCAAAGAACGAAAAACUUUAGUAGAGCUUCAAGAUGAGUUGUUAGAUAAAGAUAACUCUGAUAAUUCAUUUGAUGGAUUUGGUUUAGAUGGAGAUCACCAAAUGACUUUAGAUCAAAACGAUUUUGCCAAAGAGAUUUUAUAAAAAUGACUUACUUUAUUAUUAACAAAGUUUUAUUUCACAUAUUUAUAUUAAUAUUAUUGUUUUGUGUUGUAUAUAAUAAUAAUAAUGCUGUGAUAUACUUUUAUGUGCAACCGAAAAAAUGUCCAUGCUAAAAAUGUAUACUAUUUCACUUGUUUCAGGAUUUGUUUUCAAAUAAUUCUCACCGAAGUUUUAUUCAACUUUUGUUUUGCUACAAAAUUGCCCUUGUUUUUUGUUUGUUUUUGUGUCGUAGAGAUUGAAAGGGCAAUUUAAAAUGCGAUAAAACAAAGAAUAUUUAUGUACUGUUUAAAUCAAUACAUUUUAUUUGAAGAUG